Saccoglossus kowalevskii is the source of this 1318-nucleotide messenger RNA. RefSeq lists its product as uncharacterized. Gene Ontology annotation, biological process: purine ribonucleoside salvage; purine nucleobase metabolic process. Gene Ontology annotation, molecular function: adenosine kinase activity. The record is from RefSeq and is a predicted model, not a curated record. NCBI's taxonomy places the organism in Eukaryota, Metazoa, Hemichordata, Enteropneusta, Harrimaniidae. Gene Ontology annotation, cellular component: nucleus; cytosol.
UCCAUUUGCCACCAGGUCUUCGUGCUGCGUACUAGUGGGAAGGUGACUUUUCAUUCAGAAUUGAUCUUCAGGUUUACUAUCAGUGUAAUUUUCUAUAAUGGCUGUUAGUGAAGGUGUAUUAUUGGGUCUUGGCAACCCACUGCUAGAUAUUUCAACUACCUGUGAUAAAGAUUUUCUUGAAAAGUAUGGAUUGAAGCCAAAUGAUGCCAUUUUAGCUGAAGAGAAACAUCACAAGAUGUACACUGAAAUGGUGGAAAAAUUUGAUGUAGAAUACAUUGCUGGUGGUGCGACACAAAACACAAUCAGAGUGGCCCAGUGGAUAUUAGGUGUUCCAAAUGCUACAUCAUAUUUUGGUUGUGUUGGUAAAGAUAAAUUUGGUGAUACGUUGAAAGCAAAGGCAGAAGAAGCAGGAGUGCGGGUUCAUUAUCAGUAUGAUGAGAAGGAACCUACAGGAACUUGUGCUGUUCUCUUGACCGGUCAUGACAGGUCCUUAUGUGCAUACUUAGCUGCUGCAAACUGCUAUAACAAAGAUCAUCUUGUGCUUCCAGAAAAUUGGGAAUUUGUAAAAGCAGCCAAAGUCAUCUAUGUAGGGGGUUUUCACUUGACAGUUGCUCCUCCAGCUAUUCAAGCUCUUGGACAACAUGCUUUUGAGGAAAAUAAGACUUUUUGCCUUAACUUAUCUGCACCAUUUUUAUGCCAAUUCUUCAAAGAACCAAUGAUGGCGGCCAUGCCAUAUGUAGAUGUAUUAUUUGGAAAUGAAACGGAAGCAGCAACUUUUUCUAAAGAACAAAAUUUUGAGACGGAGAACGUUAAGGAGAUAGCUCUGAAAAUGUGUUCCCUCCCAAAGAAGAAUGACAAGAAAUCACGUAUUGUUGUUAUAACUCAGGGAACAGAUCCAGUAUUGGUUGCAAAAGACGGGAAUGUGACAGAGUAUGAAAUCAAUAAAAUUCCAGCCAAAGAUAUUGAAGACACAAAUGGUGCUGGGGACGCAUUUGCUGGAGGUUUUCUGGCACAGUUGGUCCAAGGAAAACCAAUAGAAGAAUGUGUUCGAUGUGGAAACUAUGCUGCCAACUAUAUCAUCAAACAAUCUGGUGUUAAAACACCUGACAAAUGUGAUUUUAAGUGAAUUUUCAAAUCUGUCGGUUGGUUGCAGUAGUACGAACUUGAGGCCAAUAUGUGCCAUACUUGCAACAAAUCUGAAUGAUUUUCUCCAAUCAUGGGCAUGUAGUUUUAAUUAAUAAAUAAUUAACAUGUUUAUUAACUGUGCUGAAUAUCAACAAAAGAAUGUCAUAAAUAAACUUUCAAGAGAGAAAUGUUA